Messenger RNA from Dryobates pubescens (Downy woodpecker), 1849 nucleotides. It is a transcript of the gene UBE2W, whose product is annotated as ubiquitin conjugating enzyme E2 W. The coding region runs from base 87 to 542 and encodes 151 amino acids. NCBI's taxonomy places the organism in Eukaryota, Metazoa, Chordata, Aves, Piciformes, Picidae. The record is from RefSeq and is a predicted model, not a curated record. The transcript is spliced from 6 exons.
GCGGAGGCCGGCAGGGGCCGGGCUGGAAGCGCUGCGUUCCUGUGUGCUGGGGCCGCCGGCGCGCAGGGGCGGGGAGAGAAGCAAUCAUGGCGUCCAUGCAGAAGCGGUUACAAAAAGAGCUGUUGGCAUUCCAGAAGGACCCGCCUCCAGGAAUGACACUCAAUGAAAAGAGUGUAGAAAACUCAAUUACACAGUGGAUUGUAGAUAUGGAAGGUGCUCCAGGAACACUCUAUGAAGGGGAGAAGUUUCAGCUUCUAUUUAAGUUUAGUAGUCGAUAUCCUUUUGAUUCACCUCAGGUCAUCUUUACUGGAGACAAUAUUCCUGUUCACCCCCAUGUUUAUAGCAAUGGUCAUAUCUGUUUAUCCAUCCUAACAGAAGACUGGUCCCCCGCACUCUCGGUGCAAUCUGUUUGUCUUAGCAUUAUUAGCAUGCUUUCCAGCUGCAAAGAAAAGAAGCGACCUCCAGAUAACUCAUUUUAUGUAAGAACAUGUAACAAGAAUCCAAAGAAAACAAAAUGGUGGUAUCAUGAUGACACAUGUUGAUGGCACCGUUUUGUGAUCCUCGUAGCAGAAGAUAGUCCUACUGAGAAAAUGAGCACUUUGAUCAUUCAGUCUUUGAACUUUAACCUUUGACUGGAAGGCAAUAAAGACUACUUCCUUUUGACUGCAUUUACUAGUGUGCAUUCUGGGCGCAUGUUGAUCUCUGGUUCGGUCCAUGCAACUGACAUGCUUUUAUUAGUCAUACAGUAUUAAUGCAGGUGUCCAGAAAUGUCAGAAUAAUUCCAUUAUUUUUUUGUUAUGUUAAGCUUUUGGAAGAAUUCCAGGUCUUCAUAGAUAUUGUGCAAUAACACUGAGCUCCUUGGCGGUUUUGGUGCAGCCAUUGCCGGCAAUGGACAUUGUACCAGGGAAAGAGAUUUUACUCUAUUAUUGUUAUGGUUUUGUUUUCUUUUUUGCUCCUGCCACAAAGAAAAAAGAAAAAAAAAAAAUGAGGCAUGACAGAGCUUGUGAAAAUUCUGGAUAUACUUGGAUUGCAAGCAAGGGAUCUACCGGUACCUUAAGAGCCACCCAAUCCUUUUCUGUUUGGAUUCUAUGCACUUUGAUCACAGAGCUAAGCAGCAUGAGUGACCGUACUUGGCUGGAGGACUGGAAGAGGAGCGUUGCAUAUUUAUUGCAUUUUAACCUGCUGUCGCAGUGGGUGGACACGGAAGGUUUUUCACCGUGGCACUGGCAGAGAGGUACAAUCUUAUCCCUAUGGUGAAAUAAAAACUACUUUUUGUAUAUAGUUAUUCAUAUCUCUGAAGCAAAGGUAUGAGUAAACUUAGGGUCUUAGAGUGUUUUAAUUGAGAAUUUAUUUUGGAGAUAGAAGAGGAUGGCAGUGACAGAACUGAACUUUCUGUGGCCCAUAAUUGGGCUUGGAAUUUGUACUUUCCAGCUUUUUUCAAAUAGAUUGCACACUGUUCUUUCCUGCUAGUCAUCAGCAUGAGCCCUGCUGCCCACACCGGCAUUUUGUUCGUUUCUGUGUUGGAGAGCAGUUCAUGUAACAUCUUUUGGUUCGCAUUUGCUGUUUCUUUUGUUGUUGUAUGUUAUGUUUGAAUGUCACAAACCAAUAUUUUAAUUGAAAAGCUUUGUCAGAAGAUAUUUUCAUGUAAAUUAUUUCUUUAUCUUGUAAGCAUCUUGUCUUUUAAUUCUGUACUAUAAAAAAAAAAUACAUUUUUGACAGAGGCUUAAUGUUUUGACAAAAAAGUGUGGACCUUCUUAUUUAAGUUUAGACUAAAGUAUAUUUUCUUAACUUGCUUGUCCCAUGCAUCCAUACCAAUUUCUUUUCCAGACUUUUACUUCACCAAAAAGGG